Molecule: messenger RNA, 3549 nt
Organism: Cynocephalus volans (Philippine flying lemur)
Lineage: Eukaryota; Metazoa; Chordata; Mammalia; Dermoptera; Cynocephalidae
Gene: IQSEC3
Product: IQ motif and Sec7 domain ArfGEF 3
Exons: 14
Coding region: 1-3549 (1182 amino acids)
Biological process (GO): actin cytoskeleton organization; regulation of ARF protein signal transduction
Molecular function (GO): protein binding; guanyl-nucleotide exchange factor activity
Source: RefSeq, a predicted model, not a curated record
AUGGAGAGCCUGCUGGAGAACCCGGUGCGUGCCGUGCUCUACCUCAAGGAGCUCACGGCCAUCGUGCAGAACCAGCAGAGCCUCAUCCACACCCAGCGCCAGCGCAUCGACGAGCUGGAGCGGCGGCUGGACGAGCUGAGCGCCGAGAACCGCAGCCUGUGGGAGCACCAGCAGCUGCUGCAAGCCCAGCCUCCGCCCGGCCUCGUGCCCCCGUCGUCAGCCGCGCCGCCGGCUUCCCCGGCCACCGCUCCGGCCGCCGCCGCCGCCGGGGCCCAGGAACCGCUCCAGGACCUCGGACAGCUCUCACCCGCCGCGCCGCAGCCGGCGCCGGAGCAGCCGCCGCUUCAGCACCACGGACAGCUCCUGGCGCAGCCCCCGCCGGGCCCGGGCAGCAGGGCUCUCUCUCCGCAGUCGCCGCACAAGCACCCGCUGGCACUCGGGGCCGUCGCCGAUAAGAAGGAGCGUCCCCCGAGUUGUUGCGCUGCUGCCGGAGCCCUCCUUCAGCACAAAUCCCCCGCCGCCCUCGGCAAGGGCGUCCUGAGCAGGAGACCCGAGAGCGAGACCGUGCUGCACCAGUUCUGCUGCCCCGCCGCCGCGGACGCCGAGCAGAAGCCCGCCCGUGCUGACCUGGCCGCCCACAGUGAUGGCUCCUGCGCCCAGGCCGGUGGGGGCAUGGAGGACUCCGUGGUGGCAGCGGUGGCAGCCGGCAGACCCAGUGCCCAUGCCCCGAAGGCUCAAGCCCAGGAGCUGCAGGAGGAGGAGGAGCAGCUGGGGGCAGGGGGUGCCUCCCCGAGGGCUGGCCCCCACCGCGUGGCCUCCCCUGGCCGGCAGCAGCCUGCCCUGGCGACGGCGCUCUGCUCCCACACCCCUGCCGCCUCCGAUUACGAACUCUCCCUUGACUUAAAGAAUAAACAGAUUGAAAUGCUAGAACACAAGUACGGGGGCCACCUGGUGUCGCGGCGCGCAGCCUGCACCAUCCAAACCGCCUUCCGCCAGUACCAGCUCAGCAAGAACUUCGAGAAGAUCCGCAACUCGCUCCUGGAGAGCCGCCUGCCGCGGCGGAUCUCCCUGCGCAAGGUGCGGGCGCCUACGGCCGAGAGCCUGGCGGCCGAGAAGGCGCUCGCGGAGGGCUGCGGCCUCGUGGGGUUGCCGCUGGUGCGCUCGCCCCCGCUGCCGCCCACCUUCGCGGGCACGCUCACCGAGCUGGAGGACUCCUUCACCGAGCAGGUGCAGUCCCUGGCCAAGUCCAUCGACGACGCCCUCAGCACCUGGAGCCUCAAGACCAUGUGCUCCCUGCAGGAGAGCGGCGCGUACCAGAUCCACCAGGCCCUGCACGCGGGCGCGGCGCCGCCGGGCCUGGAGGCCGACACGCGGGAGCCCGAGGGCGCCGCCCCGGGGCCCACAGAUGAGGCGGCCGAGGCGGCCGGCCCGCCCCAGGGCCACAGCGGCACCCUCAUGAUGGCGUUCCGGGACGUCACGGUGCAGAUCGCCACCCAGAACAUCUCCGUCUCCUCCUCCACGGCCCUGUCGGUGGCCAACUGCCUGGGCGCGCAGACGGCCACGGCCACCGCAGAGCCCGCGGCGCGCAAGGCCGAGCUGGGCGAGGCCCCGGGGCAGGAGAUCCCGGAGGCGCCCUGCGCGGGGCAGGGGGACGCGCUCGCCGAGGACACCUGCGCAGAGGCGGGGGCCGCGGGGCCGGCCGUGGAGGAGGCUGGGGGUGCCGAGGCAGAGGAGGAAGGCGCCGGCGAGGCGGGGAAAGUGGCGGAGGCCGAGGCGGGCGACAACUCGGAGCCGCUGAGCAGCAGCAGCACGUCCACCAAGUCUGCCAAGUCCGGCUCGGAGGUGUCCGCCUCCGCCUCCAAGGAGGCCCUGCAGGCCAUGAUCCUGAGCCUGCCGCGCUACCACUGCGAGAACCCGGCCAGCUGCAAGUCGCCCACGCUCUCCACCGACACCCUGCGCAAGCGGCUCUACCGCAUCGGCCUCAACCUCUUCAACAUAAACCCGGACAAGGGCACCCAGUUCCUGAUCUCCCGCGGCUUCAUCCCCGACACCCCCAUUGGCGUGGCCCACUUCCUCCUCCAGCGCAAGGGCCUCAGCCGCCAGAUGAUCGGAGAGUUCCUGGGCAACAGCAAGAAGCAGUUCAACCGCGACGUGCUGGACUGCGUGGUGGACGAGAUGGACUUCUCCAGCAUGGAGCUGGAUGAGGCCCUGCGCAAGUUCCAGGCUCACAUCCGCGUGCAGGGGGAGGCCCAGAAGGUGGAGCGGCUCAUAGAGGCCUUCAGCCAGCGCUACUGCAUGUGCAACCCCGAGGUGGUGCAGCAGUUCCACAACCCCGACACCAUCUUCAUCCUCGCCUUUGCCAUCAUUCUGCUCAACACCGACAUGUACAGCCCCAACAUCAAACCCGACCGGAAGAUGAUGCUGGAGGACUUCAUCCGAAACCUGCGAGGUGUGGAUGACGGUGCCGACAUCCCCAGGGAGCUGGUGGUGGGCAUCUACGAAAGGAUACAGCAGAAGGAGCUCAAGUCCAAUGAGGACCACGUCACAUAUGUCACCAAGGUGGAGAAGUCCAUUGUGGGCAUGAAGACGGUGCUGUCGGUGCCGCACCGCCGCCUGGUCUGCUGCAGCCGGCUCUUCGAGGUGACGGACGUGAACAAGCUGCAGAAGCAGGCCGCGCACCAGAGGGAGGUGUUCCUCUUCAACGACCUGCUUGUGAUUCUCAAACUUUGCCCGAAGAAGAAGAGCUCCUCCACGUACACCUUCUGCAAGUCGGCUGGCCUGCUGGGCAUGCAGCUCCGCCUCUUUGAGAAUGAGUAUUACUCUCAUGGCAUCACACUGGUGACCCCACUUUCUGGCUCCGAGAAGAAGCAGGUGCUGCAUUUCUGUGCGCUGGGUUUGGAUGAGAUGCAGAAGUUCGUGGAGGACCUGAAGGAGUCCAUCGCUGAAGUGACAGAGCUGGAGCAGAUCCGGAUAGAGUGGGAGCUGGAGAAACAGCAGGGAACAAAGACACUUUCCUUCAAGUCCAGCGGGGCCCAGGUGGACCCACAGUCAAGGCAAGGAUCGCCUGCAGCCAAGAGGGACGCUGCGCUCGGGGAGAAGCCCGCGGAGAGCACGGUGGAGGUGUCAAUUCACAACAGGCUUCAAACGUCCCAGCACAGCUCCGGGCUGGGGGCCGAGAGGGGAGUACCUGUGCCAGACCUGCAGCCUAACCCUUUGCGAGAGCAGCCCCCGCCGCUGCCACCACCGCCACCCACACCCCCGGGCACCCUGGUGCAGUGCCAGCAAAUCGUCAAGGUCAUUGUUCUGGACAAGCCCUGCCUGGCCCGCAUGGAGCCUCUGCUGAGCCAGGCUCUGUCCUGCUACGCCUCAUCCUCCUCCGACUCCUGCAGCUCCACACCCCUGGGCGGCCCUGGCUCCCCGGUCAAAGUCAUCCACCAGCCUCCGCUGCCCCCGCCCCCACCCCCCUACAACCACCCUCACCAGUUCUGCCCGCCGGGCUCCCUGCUGCACCGGCGCCGCUACUCCAGCGGCUCUAGGAGCCUGGUGUAG